AUGAAAAUGAAACACUCUGUCGAUAUGGAAGGCAAGAUCUUCGACCUUCCUCGCAAGUUCUCAGGGAAACAGGCCGGUCAAAGCACGAUGGAGUUUACCGCAGCCGACAUCCAUGGGGUAUUCGACCCCGUCGUGAACAAGAUAACAAACCUAAUAGUAUCAGAAAUGGCUGUGGUGAAGGAACGAACCGGGGAAGAGGCAACGCAUGUCGUUAUAGCUGGGGGGUUUGGUCGUAACGACUAUCUCUGCCAGAAGAUAGAAUACAAGGUCAAAAGCGUGUCUCCCUCGACUCAUAUCAAUCAUUACAAAGACUACACAGGAUGGAUUUCGGUGGCUCGAGGUGCCGUCCUGCAUGCCAUCCAGACAAAGAGCCAGCCAGCACCGUCGAUUGUGCAGAUCGAAACUCGAGCCUCAGGAGAAAGCUACGGCGUAGGCAUUGGCAAUGGCGGACCUAUCCAUUGGCUUGCCCGCUGGGGCGAUAGACUCUCUGCCGAGGGCCUGAGCCCACGACCUGUUCCUCCAGAGGCAGUGCGACAUUCUCCAGACGGCCGCUGUUUUCUGGAUUGGUAUCGUGUCAAGGCCCCAGGUGCGAAAGCCGAAAUCGUACGCCCCCUGUACUAUCGGAAUGCCUUGGGUGAGCCAGGCGACUUGCGGUUCGAUUUCCACUGGGACGGUACCAAGAUGCAUUACGUGCUUUGUCAAGGGAACCGGGAACUUCCGUUGACUCUCGGGGAAGAAUAUGAUGCUUGA
Messenger RNA from Fusarium subglutinans, 750 nucleotides. RefSeq lists its product as uncharacterized. Bases 1 to 750 code for a protein of 249 amino acids. Lineage: Eukaryota; Fungi; Ascomycota; Sordariomycetes; Hypocreales; Nectriaceae. The transcript is spliced from 5 exons. The record is from RefSeq and is a predicted model, not a curated record.